Closterium sp. NIES-67 is the source of this 1306-nucleotide messenger RNA. Lineage: Eukaryota; Viridiplantae; Streptophyta; Zygnematophyceae; Desmidiales; Closteriaceae. The record is from the annotation of a GenBank genome assembly.
UCAGUGUUGCGAGCGGGAGUUGCUGAGGGUAGCAGGUUCGCUCGUUUCAAACCUUCCAUGCAUGUCACCAGCACUUCGCGAGCCUUCCAUGCGGUUCGUCAAGCACGUUCGGAGAUGCCCAGGUUCGCAGGUUCGUCAUGGGACAGCAGAGGGUUGCUUGGCACGAUCAUUUCGAGGUCAGACAGGUGUCCACACCACCCCGCUUGCUCCUGUCACAGCCGAGGGUUUCGAUCAAGGGUUGCAGCUCAGCCUGGCGAGGAAUACAUAGGGAGAAGUCACACCAUUGCUCUCAUCCUGCGACAGGAUGUCAGCUUUUGGGUAGGAUAGGUUUAGGAUCCCUCAGGGAGUAGGAAACUAGCCACAAGGCAUGGUUCUUCCGCCUUCGGCCCGCACAACGUUUCCUGCCCUUAUAGUCGACGCUUGCUAACAGCCUGCGUUGUAUCAGCGUACAGGUUUUUUUCUCUGCCAGGUGCCAGUCUGUUUCCCGAAGCGACAACAGACAAGCAGCAUGGACGUGGACAAGCUUCAACGGGGAGCAUUAAACUUGAAGAUGAUUGGCUUUUCUCCGUGACGUUUGGUUUGUGUUCAUAGGGUUCUGAUCUCCCACCUUUCCUUGUAUCUCAUAUUGUUCGCUCUGUCUAGGACCUUGUUUGUUGUCUUUGCACCUUGCCCUUAUGGGUGCGCUUACGGGGCGGGUGCCGAGAUCAAUGAAAGUAUUUUCGUGGGGGGGCUAAGCCCUCCUUGUGCUUGUUAGGCGCGGUAUAUCCGUGCCUUGCUUGCUUGCGUUUCUUGCGUUCGCCUCGUUCCCUGCCUCUUCGACGAGCUGCGAAGGAGCUAGUGAGACGCGUAAGACCGCGUUACAACAUGCGACAUGGAGUGGAAUACUGCGAACGUGUCACGAUGACAGACGGUGCUGUCGCUUCAGGCCAGUAACUUGGAACAGCGGAAGAACAAAGGUGGUUGUUCCACCAGAACUGGUGACGUUGUUGUGACUGACACUGUAAAUAUUGAACCAUGUGUUUAUAUUUUCUUCUGUGGAAUGUUUAAUCACGAUGAAGCAGUUACCUCCGUUCUAUUCCUUGGGUUUGGAAUAAUGCAUGUUAAGCUAUUUCUGUUCUGUUUAACUAUGUCAUUCUCUGUUUUGCAGCUUCGAGCAGAAAAUCAGUUCAGCUUACCUGCAAAUAUUAGAAUACCGUGGAGCUUAUCAAGACCAUGUUGAGAAUGGAUAAUGCUGAUAUUGCGCAGUUACUGGGAAAUAUUGGAAGUCUUCGUGUAAUGGGUAUGUAAAUAAAAUUACAACUAAAAA